GUCCUUUCUUUGAACGAGGGGGAGGUUCUUUCUGGGGGAUUCCCUUUGUAUAUAUAAGUGUAGUCUUCUCAGUCUACAACUAAUCAUUUCUCCUUCAGGCAUCUUUCUCCCCUGUUUUGAUUCAUUAAAUCCAUUUUCAUCUUGAUUCAAUUUCAUCCUCUCUGUUUUUUUUCUUAACAUCUGUUUGAUCUUCCAUGGAUACCCUUCUUCAAGAUCUUCCCAGUUCUAUCCAUGGUUUAAGAUUCGAUCAUGGGUCGUUCCCUGUCUGUUCAAAUCACAAUCUUUUUUCUGGGUUGAACCCAAGUCGUAAUCUUGUGGUUCCUCCACCGCCGGUUCCACCUCCCAAUCCGGAAUCUCCACCGUCUCCGAUGGAUCCGGCUCCGUCGUUGGUUAUGAACCCGGAUGGGCAUCCCGAUGAUACUCCCUAUGCCAAUCUUGUUCUCAAGUACAUAAACGAGAUGCUGAUGGAGGAGGACAUGGAGGAGAAGACUUGCAUGUUGCAGGACUGUUUGGCUCUCCAAGCCGCGGAGAAAUCCUUCUAUGAAGUGCUCGUUGAACAUAGCCCACCAAGUGUACGUCAGAAUGCCCAAGACCCAAGUGAUAAUCUCUCUGAGAGCUUAAGUGCCAGCAAUUUGGUUGAUUCUCCUGAAAAAAGCUCGCUGGCAUCAGAUGCCGUGAGCGAUUCCUUUCUCAACUUUACCGGGUCUCCUUUUUUGCAGGAAAGCAACCCAUCAAGGUCGAGAGGGAGGAAGAAUUAUGAGCGUGGAGACGGUGGAUAUUUAGAAGAAGGGAGGAGCAACAAGCAAACUGCAUUUUCGGUCGACGAUUCCGAUUCUGAAUCAUCGGAGAUGUUCGACGAUGUAUUGCUCUGUAAGGGGGGAAAUGAUGGGCGUCUGUUGCCUACUGUUACUGAGAAAUCGCAAAACAAAGGGUCUACCGCCGGAGCAACUCGCCGGAGGAGGAAAAGCAACAAAGGGGAGGUGGUGGAUUUAUGGAGCAUCCUCACUCAAUGUGCACAGGCUGUUUCUAUCAAUGAUCAGAGGACUGCCACUGAGCUUCUGAAACAGAUAAGGCAGCAUUCGUCUGAGUCCGGUGACGGAACACAGAGAUUGGCGCAUUACUUCGCAAUGGGCCUGGAGACACGGGUCGCUGGCAUGGGGGCUCCAGCGUAUUCACCAGUAAGUAGCAGGACUUCCGCCGCUGAUAUCCUCAAAGCAUACGAGGUUUUUGUUUUGGCAUGUCCCUUCAAGAAAAUGUCGAAUUUCUAUGCAAACAAAAGCAUAGUAAAAUUAGCAGAGAAAGCAACCACCAUUCAUAUCAUUGAUUUUGGCAUCUGCUAUGGCUUUCAAUGGCCUUGCCUCAUCCAGCGCCUCUCCGAAAGGACCGGUGGACCUCCAAAGCUUCGCAUCACCGGAAUCGAGUUUCCUCAACCAGGGUUCCGGCCUGCAGAAAGGGUAGAAGAGACAGGGCGUCGACUGAAAAAGUACUGUGAGAGAUUCAACGUUCCAUUUGAGUAUAACGUCAUAGCUAAGAAAUGGGAAACGAUACGACUUGAAGAACUGAAGCUCGGCAAGGAUGAGGUGAUAGCCGUUAACUGCCUGUACAGGAUGAAGAACCUUCCUGACGACACAGUGGUACCCAACAGUGUAAGAGACACCGUCUUAAAACUGAUAAAAGAUAUCAAACCGGAUUUAUUCAUCCAUGGAGUCGUCAGUGGAACAUACAAUGCUCCUUUUUUUGUCACCAGGUUCCGGGAGGCUCUGUUCCACUUCUCUGCCUUCUUCGACAUAUUUGAGGUCAAUGUUAACCGUGAAAGUCAGCAGAGGAUGAUGUUCGAGAGAGAGAUAUUCGGGAAGGAUAUUAUGAAUGUGAUUGCUUGUGAGGGUAUACAGAGAGUCGAAAGGCCAGAGACAUACAAGCAGUGGCAGACUAGGCACCUGAGGGCUGGAUUCAGGCAGGUUGGUCUGGAUCAGGAGCUGCUGAAGACAGUGAGGAAAAUGGUGAAAUCAAGUUACCAUAGAGAUUUUUUAAUUGAUGUAGAUGGUAACUGGAUGCUGCAGGGAUGGAAGGGGAGAGUGAUCCACGCUCUUUCAUGCUGGAAACCUGCAUAGGAGUUUAGCAUAAGUAGUCUCACUGUUUCUUUCAUUCUUUUAUUCCCCAGCUAUUUGAUAUUUUUCAGUAGAAUUACCUGAGUUUAUCAGGUGCUUAUGUAAAAAUUUGUGCUCAUAGAUAGCAAGGAUGAUACGUUCCUUUGCAGUUCAAAGGAGGAUUUCUUAAAAUGAGUAACUAAGGGAAGUUCGUAAAGGAAACUGGACUUUUGAUAAAUAUGAUGAUAAAUU
Molecule: messenger RNA, 2339 nt
Organism: Rubroshorea leprosula
Lineage: Eukaryota; Viridiplantae; Streptophyta; Magnoliopsida; Malvales; Dipterocarpaceae
Source: the annotation of a GenBank genome assembly